AAAAUCUUAUGUUGAAGAAAAGAAACGUGACCUUGUCACGCGCGUUGGCAGCCUAAAUUUCAACCUUUUGGCCAGCAAGCGUCUCCAGAGCUCUCAACACUCUCGACUUACAUCUCCGUUUUGUUUUGUUUUCCCAUCUCAAGCACGCGCACACACAACAAGAAUGGAGACACAUUCUGAUGAUCGCAUCAUUUCGCGACUCGCCUGUGACAUUUAGCUUGAUCACUGCAAGGUCAUUCAUGACAUUAUCUCCGCAAAACUAUCGGCGAUUCAUCCAGAACGCCGUGUAUCGUCCUUGGGCCUGCUGGACACUUUACCAGCAGAGCUACUCGUCAUCGCACUUGAACUUUUCGACUUUCAGUCACUCUCACGUCUCUCGCGCGCUUGCUCGAGAGGCAAGAGAGUCGUUGAGAAUUACGUACCGUAUCAGCAUGUGACUCAGCAUGCACCGAAAGUUCCAACAGCGUUAACAAAGACGAACCUCGUUGGUUAUUACCCUGCUUCAGCGGUAUAUCGCACCCUCCGGACCCAUCGCUGCGUUUCCUGCUCAGAAUAUGGGGUCUUUUUAUACCUACCCACAUGCGAGAGGGUCUGCCUUGAGUGUCUUUUUCAAAACAGAGGCCUGUGGAUGAUGACGCCAAAGAUGGCUACAUGGUACUUCCGCUUGACACACCGACAAGUUCAGACCCUCCCUAUUAUGGAACUUAUCCCAGGGACGUACAGUCCCAGGGGCCCUGAAACGGUGCACGGCGAAGUUUUCCAGCUGGUUAAUGUGAAGAUGGCUAAAAGGUUGGCGGUUGAAGUUCACGGCUCCAUGAAGAAUCUGAACGACGUAUUGCCCCGACAGAUGAUAACAUCAAACAAUACUUAUCUUUUUUUUCGCUAUCGCGAAGCACUUCUGGAGGGACCAGGAUGCGACCCGUGGAAGCUUCCAGAACAGCGUAAUAUGGGUGAUGAUCCUUACGCUGGUGUGUCCAGUCUACGCGUGCCGUACAUUACAGACUCGAGAGCGGACUGGGGACAGCUUUGUAAGGGAUGUGAGAUCGCAUACAAGGACUUUAGGAAGGGGUCUCUGCCUUUGGGUGUUCUUGCAGGAUUACGUGCCCUUCACAGAAGACCAGGCCGACCUCUUAUUGCAUGAACAGCGAAAUUGCAUUCACGCCAUGGGCUGUUGGCCCACGCUAAAGACUGUUAUGGGGCACAGAAACUACUCAAGAGUUCGGGGGGCCAAGACCAAGUCGAGGCUCCCAACGUUGUUCCCGUUGCUAACGAUAGUUGAAAGUAACAGGUGCACCUCGCCCUGAGUCAUCUGUCAACUCAGAUGCCAGUUUCUGAAUUUCAGCCUUCCCCGUCUUCUCAUCAUAUUGCUCAGCAUGCUCAAAGCCAAUCAUCUUGACGUUCCCAGUGGACCGCUCGACAAUAAAGUUGUAGCGAUUGGCGUCUCCAUGGACAAACCCCAACUGGUGCAACUUGCGCAAAGCCGCCUCGCAUUUUGGCAGAUCCGCCAGUGUCGCAUAAUCGCCCUCUAUCUUUUCUAAAAGAAGCCCAAUAUUUCUACCUCCCUCGAAGAGGUGUCCCAAAACUUCGGGGGUUAUUCGGACCUCGUCAGGACUUUGCAACCUGGUCAAAGCUUCGUACGUCCUAGUCUCGUGCUCGAGUUGCGGAACGAGCCACUGCAGAACGGCAAUUUUGGAUAUGGCAGUCUUGUCCUGAUAUUCGACCUCUCGAACCCGUUGCUUGUGAUAUUUGAUGCGCUUCAACGAAAGAACGUCGAUGUGUCGUGGAUGCCAGGUGGAUUCGACCUUGUCCAGUGGUUCGAAAGAAAUAUCCGAUUGAACGCUGCCGUCCGGGCCGAGAGAAAGCCUCAUCUUCGUCCAGUCUGCGUCCGGGAAUGGGGGAAGUUCUGGCACAAGAAGAUAUGGCCUACAGAGCGUGUCUUCAUCGAAAAUGCGAUUGGGACUCGCAUAGCCAGGAAUUGUAACAUAAUGUACACGCUUACCGGCCCGAAUGCGGUAUAGUCCUUCGUCAUCGUCUAUUUCUUGGUUGAGGAUUUCAAUAUUCGACUUGGGCACAAUGUUUCCCUGCUUUGUAAUGGCGUUCGACAUAAUGGCAGUUAUAUCGGUGAUAGUGCUGAAGGAAGAAUCAUGGGGUUGUCAAGAAGUUUUAUAAGCAACAGGGCGCCGCGGUUCGAAGCAUCAAGGCAUGUUUCCCCGCCACUCAUAACAGUUAGCGGCAAAUGAUUCAACCCCGAAUCUGAUCUGGGCGCUUACGCCUCGCUGGGUAGUAGCCGGCGGUGGUUCUUCCUGGCCUGCGCCCAUACAGUCAUUUCAUAGGCCUAACUGCCAACGGUUGGUUAUUUGAAGAAUCUAAAAACUACAACCAAA
Fusarium odoratissimum NRRL 54006 is the source of this 2384-nucleotide messenger RNA. RefSeq lists its product as uncharacterized. Lineage: Eukaryota; Fungi; Ascomycota; Sordariomycetes; Hypocreales; Nectriaceae. The transcript has a single exon. The coding region runs from base 629 to 1141 and encodes 170 amino acids. The record is from RefSeq and is a predicted model, not a curated record.